Molecule: messenger RNA, 1495 nt
Organism: Haliotis rufescens (red abalone)
Lineage: Eukaryota; Metazoa; Mollusca; Gastropoda; Lepetellida; Haliotidae
Product: 26S proteasome non-ATPase regulatory subunit 7-like
Exons: 6
Coding region: 118-1116 (332 amino acids)
Biological process (GO): proteasome-mediated ubiquitin-dependent protein catabolic process
Cellular component (GO): proteasome regulatory particle; proteasome complex
Molecular function (GO): protein binding; metallopeptidase activity
Source: RefSeq, a predicted model, not a curated record
UUUUCCGGCGGAAGUCCAUGCCGACAUGAUUCAGGAAAAUUGAAAGCAUUUUCGUUAAUUGUUGUUUGAGAAAUAUAAGCUUAUUUAGUUAUCUUUCGUCAAAUCAAAACAGACAGAAUGCCUGUUACUGAACCAAGCAAACAAAUAACUAAAGUGGUUGUUCAUCCACUUGUGCUUUUGAGCGUCGUGGACCAUUUUAAUCGUAUGGGAAAAGUCGGCAACGUCAAACGCGUUGUCGGUGUCUUGCUUGGAGCAAACAGACAAGGAAUUCUUGACAUAUCAAACAGCUUUGCAGUUCCAUUUGAUGAGGAUGACAAGGACAGGAAUGUGUGGUUCCUUGACCAUGAUUACUUGGAGAAUAUGUAUGGAAUGUUCAAGAAAGUCAAUGCCCGUGAGAAGAUUGUGGGAUGGUAUCAUACUGGCCCCAAACUUCACCCCAAUGAUGUGGCAAUCAAUGAACUUGUCAGAAGAUACAACCCCAACUCAGUGUUGGUGGUAAUUGAUGCAAAGCCUAAGGACCUAGGACUGCCAACUGAAGCCUAUGUGUCAGUGGAAGAGGUGCAUGAUGAUGGAACCCCAACCUCUAAAACAUUUGACCAUGUGCCCAGUGAAAUUGGUGCAGAAGAGGCAGAGGAAGUGGGAGUGGAACAUUUGCUCAGGGACAUCAAGGACACAACUGUAGGCACACUGUCUCAACGGAUCACCAGUCAGUUGAUGGGUCUGAAGGGCCUCCAUUCACACAUCAAUGAUAUAAGCGCAUAUCUGGAAAAAGUGACAUCUGGGCAACUGCCCAUUAACCAUCAGAUCAUUUACCAGCUUCAAGACAUCUUCAACCUCCUUCCCGAUGUGAACCUGCAAGAAUUUGUCAAAUCGAUGUAUGUUAAGACAAACGAUCAGAUGUUGGUUGUCUACUUGGCAUCUUUGAUACGUUCCAUUAUUGCACUCCACAAUCUCAUCAAUAACAAGAUCCAGAACCGCGAUGCAGAGAAGAAUGAAGGAAAGGACCCCAAGGAGAAGAAAGAAAAGAAGGAGGACAAGGAUAAAGAAGACAAGGAUAAAGAUAAGACGAAAGAUGGUGACAAAAAAGACUCAAGUGCAAAGGGCUCAAAGAAGUGAUAGAUAUUAAUCGUAGGUGUACUUUUUUCCAAAGUUUCAUGUCAUUGAAAAAGGUUUGCAGGAUGGAACAAUUGUACCGAAGUGCUGUGUCUAUAUUUCAGUGCGGUUGCUAUUAAGAUGGUGAGCAGGCACUGGAUUUGUAAAUGAAUGGACAAAUGGAUUGCUGAUGUAAAUGCAUAUUCGAAAACAUGAUGGUGUUGAAAUGGUUAUAUGAAACCUGCUUCAUGAAUGUAUCGCCAACCAUUACCAGCUCUGAUAUCUCAGUUGCUAGCAGCUGUCAACAAUGAUAAAUAUUUUGCACCUUGUUUGGUUGCAAAGAAAUGACCAAGUUUACUUUGAAAGUCAAGACAAGUGACAUUAAACAAGUUUUGUUACAAAA